CUACAAUAAAGAAUACUUUAGGAAGCUUUCUCAAGCCCUUAUGAAUGAUGGGGACAGAGAUGCUACCUAUCUUAGCAGAGUGUAAAGUGAUUCAUCAAUUUACAAAGCAGAAAUCAAAACUCAACUUCAGUAGCAAAACAGAUGGAGAAUUUAUAUCAUUCUUACUGGAGACCACUCUUAGCAUGCUCUCUGUAGUGAAGCAAAUAUCACCUGUCAUAAAAGCUGUGGAAGAAGUUGCUCUUAUUUGCGAUAAGACGGAAGAAGCGCUUCCUUGUAGGCUGCGCUUGCUAAGCUCAGCUGAUCUAAGAUGUAGACACCAUGGUGAUACAUGGGACACAUUUGGUGCUAUCGAGACAGAACUUGAUACAGCAGCUGAAUUGAAGCCAGAUGAGGGUGAAAAUACGGACCCACCUACUACUGAUUUGCAAGUUGAAAAGCCUGACAAGAAAUUGGUUGAAAAGGUGACUGAUGAAAACUGUCAAUUAUUACUCUCUGAGUUCUCAGAGGAAAUGAAUGAUUUGAUCGAGAACCUCUCGAAUCCUGAAGCAAAAGCUUUUACCCAAUCAAAUGACAAUCAAAAAGAAUGCAAUAUGGUAACUAAGGAAACAGUACCGACUACUGAAAGUAACAGCUCAGAAACGACAUCAGACCCCGUGGAUCUAGUACAGCCUGACGAAAAGAGCACAACUAACCAAGCAGAAUGUGGGGUUUGUGGUAAAGCGGUGGGUAAAGGAUACCUUAAAGAGCACCUGCGGCUACACCUUCAGAACAAGUGGCAAUGUGACUACUGCCACAAAACGUUUUCUCUCAGAAACUACCUUGUAAAACACAUGAAACGAUUCCAUGGCGAUAAACGUUUUCAGUGUAACCUUUGCCAGCGCUCCUUCGCAUCCACAAUCGACCUCGAAAAACACAUGCCAAUCCACAAGGUAUCUAACCCUUUCAUUUGCGAGAUUUGCCAGAAAGGAUUUGCACAUUAUUCCUCGUUAAAACGCCACCUCAUCGCGCAUACAGGUGUAAAGAACUUCCAUUGUAGUAAAUGCGAUAAGUAUUUCAUGAGAAAAGACUCCCUGAACAAUCACAAAGUGUUGUCCUGUACUGGAAAAUCAGAAACCUCUCCCUCAGCCACGUCACCGGGUGCUUCUUCUCAAAUGUCCCAUUCGGAGUUGAAUGACUUACUCAAUACUUUGAACAGUAAUAACGUUAACCUGGAAGGUUUAGGAGGUGAGAUAUUGGACGCCAUCAGCAAGGCAGUCAGGUGAUGUUCAGUAUAUUAUCAUUAAUCAUAAUUCACAGUGUAUAUAAUAUAUCAUAGAGGGUUCCCUCAGUUUAUUAAUUUGUUCUGCUUGAAUUUACAUUCAGCGACGAAAUUUUUGUUUGACUCUUGUUUGAGUAUUUUACUAUUACACUCGACAUAAUAUAAGAUAAAUUCGGUAUGAUCGAUUUACUUUAUUGUUUAAUGCUAACACAUUCUGGAUAUUGAAUGUUAUUGGUUUUAAAAUCGUAUGAUUUACUAUUCAACCUAACUUACUCAUAACAUUUUCACAUCGUGUGUUUAAUCCCGUUGUGCGUAAUUUUUGUACACAUUGCCCGGAAUUUUCUAGUACCUUCCAUAUUUGGUUACAUAAUUUGUUGAGUAAUUUAAAACUUAAUCACUAUCAAAUCUUAAAUACAUUAAAUAUCUAAAAUUUGAAUAUUUAUUUCAAGUAAAUUUAUCGAAAUUUGUGAAACUCAUCAGUGCAGUGUUUACUCAUCAAACAUGCAACGCCUUUUAAAUGAAGGGUUUCACCCUUGUCAGAUUAUUAUGCCUAUUUUGUAGAUAGCCUUAUUUAGUUGAUUAAUGUUCUUGUUAAUUUAAUUCAUUUACGAUAGUUUAUAAAAAGUUGUAUCAUCGCCUUUUCUUCUUAACAUAGGACUCAAUUGACGUUUAAAGUUUCCAAUGUUUAGGAUAAAUCAUAAAGAUUUAAUAAACUCUUUGAUGUUGUUAGAGCCAGAGGGGGGGGGGGGGGUUAAUGGCACUUUUUUAGUUUUCACAUUAUAUGAUAAGAGCUGCUGGAGAC
Molecule: messenger RNA, 2060 nt
Organism: Bolinopsis microptera
Lineage: Eukaryota; Metazoa; Ctenophora; Tentaculata; Lobata; Bolinopsidae
Product: zinc finger protein 271-like
Exons: 6
Coding region: 45-1262 (405 amino acids)
Biological process (GO): regulation of transcription by RNA polymerase II
Molecular function (GO): DNA-binding transcription factor activity; RNA polymerase II cis-regulatory region sequence-specific DNA binding
Source: RefSeq, a predicted model, not a curated record